Phytomonas sp. EM1 is the source of this 858-nucleotide messenger RNA. The record is from the annotation of a GenBank genome assembly. Lineage: Eukaryota; Euglenozoa; Kinetoplastea; Trypanosomatida; Trypanosomatidae.
AUGACCGGCGACGGCACCAACGACGCGCCGGCGUUGAAACUCAGCGACGUCGGGUUCGCGAUGAACUCCGGCAGCGACGUCGCGAAAAGCGCGUCGGAUAUCGUGUUGUUGGAUAACAACUUCGUCGGCAUGGUCCGGGCGACGAUGUGGGGGCGAAACAUCCGGGAUAAUAUUCGAAAAUUCUUGCAAUUUCAGAUGGCCGCGAAUAUCGCGACGUGCGUCGUCGUCGUGGCGGGCGCCCUCGGGGGGGGGAACCACCCCGGCUCGCUGCUCAAACCGGUGCAGCUUUUGUGGUUGAAUCUCAUCAUGGAUACCUUCGCGGCCCUCGCGCUCGCGACGGGGUUGCCAAACGAGGCGGUGCUGCUUUCGCGCCCGCCGGAGCGGCGGACGGCGCCGAUGAUUCUCCCCACCAUGUGGGUUCGAAUCGCCUGGCAAAGCGCGUUUCAAAUCGUCGUGCAGCUCUUCCUGAUGGGUUGGGGAUCUCGCUUUUGCGAGGCCCCGUCAUGGGGGGAUCGUCUGGAGGUGUUGGACGAGCCCGCCCUUAGGAGGGGGGGGGGGGCCGCGUGGUCCGCGAAGACGCAUAACACGUUGAUGUUUAACACCUUUAUUUGGAUGCAGGUGUUUAACUUCUUCAACGCGCGGUUGAUUCGCGCGAAUGAGAGGUUUUUUGGGGAUUGGCAGGCGAGUCAAAUGCUGUUGGGGGUGGUGGUAGGGGUGGCUUUCACGCAGGUGGGGAUCGUGCAGUUCGGGGGGGAGUUCUUCGGCACCGUGCCGCUCUCCCCUUCGCUGUGGAUCCUCUCCAUUGGGUUGGCCUCACAGAGCCUCACGGUGGGGUGGUUGAGCCGUCGCCAUGGAUAA